Aedes aegypti (yellow fever mosquito) is the source of this 1552-nucleotide messenger RNA. Its product is annotated as cuticle protein 8. Gene Ontology annotation, cellular component: extracellular matrix. NCBI's taxonomy places the organism in Eukaryota, Metazoa, Arthropoda, Insecta, Diptera, Culicidae. The coding region runs from base 757 to 1449 and encodes 230 amino acids. The transcript is spliced from 2 exons. The record is from RefSeq and is a predicted model, not a curated record.
UUAGUUGAUUCAAUUCAUAAAGACUUUAAAAAUCAUCGCGGGGAUGAACCAGCCUCGGGCUGAAUUUCCCCUUAAUAAAGAAUCAAUCAAUCAAUUAAAUAUCAUUUGUUAUUUUGUUUCAAUUAGUUAAUAAAGUUUUCAGAAUGCUUUAGUUGACUCGGUAUUAUGGAAAAUUAUCAUUAGAUUUCUGUAUACAUUCCUGAUGAACUCGGUUUAUGUUUUUGAUAAAAAGUUUUGUAAAAAUUAGAUAUAUAAAAAAAAACGCAGUGCGGCGUUUUUCUACACCGCUUACAGAUAAUGAACCACUCGUGAGUGAGAUGCAGUUAACCGGUUCAGAAUUAUUGCUCCACCACUUGCAAUAUAAAUUAACGGAGGUACGCCACACGAUUCGGAUAUAGCAAAAAGUGGAAUGAAAAACUUUGUGAAUUUCAGCUCAAGGAAAUCCGGCGAAUUCAAUCUGAAAAAAAUGACUUUCGAGCAUAUCUAGAAUCUUUUUAUGUACAACCAAGAAAACACAAUUAGUAGCUGAGGCUAUCCUACAGAGCAUUAUCACAACAAAACCAAGGCUACAUGUACUUCCUCGGUUGACGAGUGGCUUAAAUUUUGGGAUGUAGAGAAAGUUGAUCACACCCCUCUCGGUCGACGGAUUCGAUUAAGAGUUUUGGAAUCAUUGAUUACUAUAAAAACCGAAGUCGAUUCGUCUGGCAAUCAUUCUCAUUUAUAGAGAACAACAACUAUCUUACAAAGGAACGGAAAAUGGCAUUCAAAUUUGUCCUUUUUGCGACCCUUCUUGCUGCAGCCAAUGCUGGAGUCAUUGCCCCUCAUGGCUAUGCAUCAUCUCAUCAAACAAUCCAGCACCAUCAUGCUGCUCCAGUUCAUCAUGUAGCUGCUGUCCAUGCCGCUCCAGUUCACCACGUGGCCGCCAUUCACGCUGCUCCAGUCCAUCACACCCUCGUGAAGGAAGUCGAGCACCACGCUCCAGCCAACUACGAGUUCUCGUAUGCUGUUCAUGAUGAACACACCGGAGAUAUCAAGAGCCAGCACGAGACCCGUCACGGAGAUGAAGUGCACGGACAAUACAGCCUUCUCGAUUCCGAUGGCCACCACCGUAUUGUGGACUACCAUGCCGAUCAUCACUCCGGAUUCAAUGCUGUUGUCCGUCGUGAACCAACUCACGUCAAGGUCGCCCAACCCGUGCACAAGGUUAUUGCCCAGCCAUUGCAUAUUGCUACCCAUGCCGUGGCUCCGGUGCAUCAUGCUUCCUACUCUCACCAACAUACUGCUCCAGUUGUUGCUCACGUUUCGCACCAUCAAGCUCCAAUUGUCCACUCCCACAGCACCCAUCAUGUAGCUCCAGUGUCCCAUGCAACCAUCUCGCAUGUUGCUCCAGUUGCUCACUACAGUCAUCACGAUGGACAUUAUGCCAGUGGUCUCUAUGGUCAUUACUGAAGUGCUGCUUUCAGACCAAAUCAAAAACUAUCCCAUCGAACCUGACGAAUUAUUCUAGCAAAAUGUUUAUUAAAUAAACUUUAUAAUUGUUGUGAUCAACGUA